Trichobilharzia szidati is the source of this 1444-nucleotide messenger RNA. NCBI's taxonomy places the organism in Eukaryota, Metazoa, Platyhelminthes, Trematoda, Strigeidida, Schistosomatidae. The record is from the annotation of a GenBank genome assembly.
CCCAAGGUCAUUGCUGCGUUCACACCCCAUGGUCUCUAUUCUCUCUGUUUGACCUUUUGUUAAGUAUUACUGGUCCUGAUACUACCGGGAUUAGUAAAAAGCAGAUCCAUGAGGUAAAAUUUUUCUGUGAGAUGACAUAAUUUCUACAACUGCAAAAAGUAACCAUAAGGAGACUUUGGUUACAACUGCUGCAUUUCUCAGGGUCGGUUUUAGGUUCAGCGCGCGUCUCUAAUUUGGUGGGACAGUUAACGGAAACUCAUGGCCUAUCCGUCAGAUAAUCAACUGUUGGCUAGAAUAGAAGAAAUUCUAAAUGGGGCGGAUCUGUCCCAGGUUACAUCAAAAAAGGUCAGGUUGGAACUAGAAGCUCAUUUCAAUAUUGAUUUAUCCUCUGAAAAACCCAAGUUAGAGACUAUGAUUCUAUCGACACUUGAGAAACUGCAGUCUUCCAAAACUCAAAGUAAGAAUGGUGGUAGACAGAGUACUACUCCUGAAAGAGAUGAAUCUACGGAUUCUGAUACAAGUUCCGGAAGCGAAAUUGUAGAACCUGUAAGAAAGAAGAAGAAGAAAAGAGCAUCAGAUGAUGAGGAUUAUGCCCGGAGUUUGCACGCGGAAGCUAAUGGUAUGAGAAGAAGGAAAAGCACUUCGAACGUCAAACAAAGGUCCCAAAAAGAAAGCGGUCGCAAGUCGACAGGUUUCACGCGUCCUUUACGGCUAUCUGAUGAGUUGGCUGCGUAUAUUGGUGAGAAGGAGCUUUCUCGUUCAGAUCUAGUGAAGAGAUUUUGGGCAAUUGCAAAGGAGCAGAACUUAUUUGUAAGAUUCAUAUUUUCGUUAAUAACUUGAGUAGGAUCCGAAAAAUAAACAGUUUGUUGUUUGUAAUGAAGAUUGGCAGAGACUAUUCAACCAGAAACGUUUCCGCAUGUUUGGAAUUACGAAGCAUUUGAAUAAGCAUAUAGUUGAGUAGUCUAAAAAUUCCAUUAUUAGAGAAAUUUGUCAUUUUCCUUCACCAUGUAAAUGUGUUCAUAUUCCGCUUUUUACCCACUCCACUUCAAAUAAAUUUGUUCUUUAAUAUUCUAGAUGAAUUACCACAUUGCUUUGGUGGAUUUCCGUUUCUUUCUGACUAAUUUUUACUUUAACGUAUUCUAACAUUUCCUUAGUUGAAACAAGUUAUCAUGUUGUACUAUCAUGCGACCAGUAGGUAGUGAGACGUAGAAAGAGUCAAAAGAUGUGAAAUGGUGAGGUUUUGACCAGUAUGCGUUCCUCUUUUAAUUGUGUUAAGGGACCAACAAGGUAAUAGUUGUGGCGUAGUGUUAGGUGAGAAAGGAAGGCCAAUCUCAGACCUUUAUUUACGGAGUUUUCUUGAACUCGUGCUCUGAUUUUAACGUAUUUAAGCUAGAGUAGACUUGUCUACUAGCUGGAUAUUAAUUAUUUGAAAUAUAGUUACAAU